AGAGAUGGAAAGAUGUCAUGAAGGAAAUGAUUGCUUUGUAAAACUGGGGUAAGCUUCUGGAAAUAUCUUAAUUUUAAAAGCUACAUUAAGGUUCUCAACCCACCAUCAUGGUUUUUCUUUGAAUAGCUUCGUGAGAAAUGGGCCUGAAUCACUCCAGGGCUCACCCUCGGGUGACCAAAGUCACCCCUUUGCAAAACAAACAAGCCAAGAUUCCCUCAGCUGGCUCUACGCACUUGUCAUCCAGUCAGAAGUUGGAAGAAAAGAGUUCCUAUUCAUUUGAAAAACUGCAGGAUGGGAAUAAAGCUUUGGAAGAGCAGCUACCACCUCUGCGAGAAUCCUGGUACAGAGGACCUUCUGCAGUCCUUCAAGUACCCACGGCCAUGUAUUUUGACAUCCCACUGGAACCUAGAGAAACAAGUAUUAUUAAAAGGCAUCCACCCCGAAGACUUCAAAAGCUUGAGACCAUUGACCUGCCACAAGUAACUACCUCUGAAAGGUUCCUGGGCCGGCAAGAAGCCAGGACAAGGCACAAUGCAAAGGAACUAGAAAAGAAAAUGCCAACUUCCAUUUAUACUUCUGGGAAAAGACAAUAUUUGCAUAAGAUGCAGAUGCUGGAAAUCAACCGUAAAAGACAAGAGGCCCAGGUGGAACUGAAGAAAAAUCUUCCCAGGGAAGCAAAGAACAAUAAGCAAAAACAGAGAAAUCAUAAAGCCAAGAAAACACUUGAAAGCAUUCCAAAGAAUGGAGACUAUGAUGUUCUAACCAUAUUGCCUGAUGAAACCAUGAACAGACGUUCAGGAAAUUCUCAUGCUACAGAACUUUUGGACUAUCAAGCAAGAAAUGAGUAUUAUCACCAACAAAAUGGCAAAAUGGAAACAUGGCUCCAUGAAAAAGAGGCUGGGAGACAGCUCCUUUGGGACAGUUGGAGCUCAAACUCAGAUGAGCUGGAGAAAGAUGAGACAAAACCACGCGCUCUUGUGAGAACUAGGACUGAGAAAAUCCUACUUUAUGAUGAGUUUUUUGACCAAGAAUAAGAAUGCCACUCACUCCCCCCAAAUAGUGAGGGUAUUGAAAGCUAGGUUUUCUGGUGAAAACUAAAAUCCAUCAAGUUCGCAUAUGAAUCUCAAAGUGAUUCACUCUGGUAAACUAUGGGGAUUACAGCGGGUAUCACACCCGCUGUUCACCUCGGCUGUAGAACCGCCUCCACACUGACGGGCUGAAACAACCAUCAUUUUCUUCCUCACCAUUCUGUGUGUGGUUGGGCCAACAAGGUGGCUCUUCUGCUGGUCUCUGCACAUCUGUCAUGUAGUUGAAAUCAGACAGUGACUAGAUCUGUAGUCCUUUGAAGGCCCGAUCAGGAUAUGGUGCCAACUGCACCCUGCCAGCUCUCCAUGCCUCUUCACAAAGGUCUCCAUGACAGGGUAGUGAAAUUUCCUGCAUACCUGCCCAAGCCUCUAACUAACAAACUCUGCCAAUCUCUAGUCAGAGAACCGACUCUACACUUCUGCCACAUCCUAUUUUGUGGAAGCAAGCUGUGUGCCGGAUGCUAGCCAAUGAAAAGGGUCUAUACAAGGGCACACUGGCAUCCAUUUUCAGACCCUCCACUACACUAUACUUUUAAGAAUAAAUUAGAACCUAUAAAACAAUACAAAUACAAAUAUGCAUUGAUAUAAAUAAAGUGUUGUUUUAAAGAAAAGUCAGUGAUGCUAUGCUAAGUACUCAGCUCACUUAGGCCACAUUUUCAUAAGUUUUACAUAACAGAAAAACCUCAAAAAAAAAGAUGUGGAAUAAUGUCUGGCAUAUCAGACCAUUGUGAAUUAAAACUCAAAAUAUUAAUACUUCUCAGAUUAUAAAGUAGAUUUUAGAGUUUUUUAAAAACUGAAUAGAGUUAGGCACUGGUGGCUCAUGCCUGUAAUCCUAGCUACUCAGGAAGCUGAGA
Molecule: messenger RNA, 1939 nt
Organism: Dipodomys ordii (Ord's kangaroo rat)
Lineage: Eukaryota; Metazoa; Chordata; Mammalia; Rodentia; Heteromyidae
Gene: Ccdc198
Product: chromosome unknown open reading frame, human C14orf105
Exons: 6
Coding region: 138-1034 (298 amino acids)
Source: RefSeq, a predicted model, not a curated record